CAAGCGGGCCGCCAAUGGGGAGCGGCGCUGCGCGCGCGGGGCGGUGGGAACGGCGCCGAGUCAGUAUGUACGUCGGUUGCCGUAACAACGGGCAGCGGGGUCCAUCGGCAAUGGCCUCUAACUUUAAGAAGGCAAGCAUGGCAUCAUCUGCCCAGCGAAAAAGGAUGAGUCCUAAGCCAGAGCUUACUGAAGAGCAGAAACAGGAAAUCCGGGAAGCUUUUGAUCUCUUUGAUGCUGAUGGAACUGGGACCAUAGAUGUUAAGGAACUUAAGGUGGCAAUGAGGGCACUGGGCUUUGAACCCAAGAAAGAAGAGAUCAAGAAAAUGAUAAGUGAAAUCGAUAAGGAAGGGACAGGAAAAAUGAACUUUAGUGACUUUUUGACUGUGAUGACUCAGAAAAUGUCUGAGAAAGAUACCAAAGAAGAAAUUCUGAAAGCUUUCAAGCUCUUCGAUGAUGAUGAAACUGGGAAGAUAUCAUUCAAAAAUCUAAAGCGUGUGGCCAAGGAGUUGGGUGAGAACCUCACUGAUGAGGAGCUACAGGAAAUGAUCGAUGAGGCUGAUCGAGAUGGAGAUGGAGAAGUCAAUGAGCAAGAGUUCCUGCGCAUCAUGAAAAAGACCAGCCUUUACUAAAAUCAGUCUCUUCUUUUCAUAUUGUGUGAAACCUGGGUUUUGAGAACAUCAACUAUUUUCUCCUACUGACCUACCUGUAUAACUUUAGUAACAAUCUUGAAUCUCUUUUAGGUAUUUGAAAGUGUUCUUUGACAUUUAAGUUCUCUUUAAGGUGACCUGCUGAUUGCUUCAAUUCCCCAGAGCAAAACAAAAGCACAUUACGGUGGUGAAAAGGGUCUUAAAGCUUUCACCCACCUGCAUUUCUGCCUUGUAUCACCUCACUCUUGUCAUGCAUUUCCACACUGAUGCCACCCAGAACGACUUCUUAGACAAGCACAUGUUGUAUCCAAGCCACCAGAAGCAGGGGGCAUGUCCUUGAUGUUUCUAGUUAUAACUGACACCUGAGUGCCGCUUUCUCUUUUAUAAAACCCAGUGAACUUACUCACGUGCAUUUGGAUGUGUGUUUGUGCUAUUUGUUUUGUCUUAAAAAUAAAGCCUUUCUUAUUUUAA
This is a messenger RNA of Neomonachus schauinslandi (Hawaiian monk seal), 1118 nucleotides long. Its product is annotated as centrin-2. Gene Ontology annotation, molecular function: calcium ion binding. The record is from RefSeq and is a predicted model, not a curated record. The coding region runs from base 15 to 629 and encodes 204 amino acids. Gene Ontology annotation, cellular component: centrosome; centriole. The transcript is spliced from 5 exons. NCBI's taxonomy places the organism in Eukaryota, Metazoa, Chordata, Mammalia, Carnivora, Phocidae. Gene Ontology annotation, biological process: centriole replication; mitotic cell cycle; nucleotide-excision repair.